Molecule: messenger RNA, 3381 nt
Organism: Phialemonium atrogriseum
Lineage: Eukaryota; Fungi; Ascomycota; Sordariomycetes; Cephalothecales; Cephalothecaceae
Exons: 6
Coding region: 1-3381 (1126 amino acids)
Source: RefSeq, a predicted model, not a curated record
AUGCCGCGUUCAAAACUAGAAUUUGAUGUUCCGACAGUCUCUGCCACAGGAAUCAUGAGCGCUACUAGCUCAGACUCGGAAGGAAGCCUCUCUGAGCUUUCUGUCCCGACGACCACUUCUGCGCCGCCUGUUCGAUACAGUACCCUAGCUGUCAGGGCGGCUGGCGAUACAUCCUUGAACUCACAGUGGAGCAGCUUCCUUGCUGAAGCCGAGGUCGAUACAGCUGUCACAGUCACCAAGGCGAGCGGUGACAACGAGCCGGACACAUUCGCUGCCACUAACAAUCGCUUCUGGGGCCUUGUGUUUAACAGUUCUGAGAACCCGACUCGCUUUAACUUUACCGAAGCCGAGCUAGACUCUGCCGGCGGCGGGCCCGUCCUUAUUGCUCUUGAUGUUGGUAUUGGCGCCAUACCAUCCGUCUUUCAAGAUGGAAAAACCGCAAUCACUCUCGGGGACGUGCUAACCAAAUUCGGCGUCGUCUCUGACGAUACCACCGGGGCUAUCAUCACCGCGAUUGGAGAUAUUGUCAAUGUGGACGUCGACACGUCCGAGAAGCGCAAUGGCUUCUGGUGCCUCCCAGGCUCCAUGUUCAAAGUGGCCACAAACCUGUCCUUCAAGAUCAGUGCCACUUCGACAUGUUCCCUGAGCACCAUCGGUAAGGCGCUGGGAGACGCCUUUGGGUUUUCCAUCAGCACAAUUGCUUCCAACCCGACCUUUUACCUCCAGCACACCAUGAUGGGAAUCCCAAUCCCACUAACAGAUUCCGACUCAGAUGCAGACUCGGACUCGGGUUCAGUCUCCAACUCGUCCUCGUUCUCCAUCUCGAGUGCAGUUACCCUGACUGUACAACUUGUGGCCAAGGGGUUCAUCUUUGUGCUCGAGUGCAGCCAAUCUGGGCUCCAGUGUACCCUGGCCGAGAAUCCAGACUCCAAUGACGACUUGUGGACUCGGCUUUCUGCGCUGAGUGGUGGCGACUCUGUGCCGACCCAGAACACGGCAAAGCCAGACAUCGACUCGGGAACGUUCCCCCAUUGUGACGUCUGGAACAUCUCCCUGUUCAAGGAUGCCGGCCAGACCUCCCUUCUUCGGUGGCAGUUGCGCUUCAUCUUGGAGUGGCAGUCGAGCGGCGACGACACCUCGAUGCCGCUCUUGCUCUCGUACGACUCUGCGGAUUCGACAUUUGCCACGUCCCUUCUCUUUAGCGGGUCGCUUCCUGACCCUGCCACCUACCAGCUACUGCCGUGGUACGAUCCCCUCACCAUGCCACCCGCCAGCGUCUCGCUUCCGGUCGGCUUCGACCUCACCAAACUGUUUUCUCCGGCCCAGUCUAUCUCGUCAAGCAUCCCCACCACUCUCACCAGUGCCAUGGUCUCUUACACGAAAGACACUGGCCUCAUCUCCCUCUCUGUCACCCUGGUCAGAGACGAUUCAACAGGCAGUUUCGCCCCUGCGCCGCUGUCCCCGUUCAUUUGGGAUUCGAUUUCGCUCAGCGUCGAAAAGGAUAGCGCGGUUUCGUUUGACAUUUUUGCUUCAUUCACCCUCCGUCUCUGCCAGCCCGGUGACACUGGUUCCUCAGAUGAGGUGGCGAGCCUGCACACACAGCUCUCCUACGCAAACUCGAUCUGGGAGGUCAGUGCGGGAGGGGCAAGCAUACCGUUCCGGCUCCUCUGGAGCUAUUUUGACCAAGAUGUCCGUGAUCCCAUCCUGUCUGUGCUGGGGGACCUCAAGGCACGCAGCUUGGACCUGUACUACACCUACAACUCAAAAGCGGAGGCCAGCAGCUUUCUCUUUACGGGCAGGGUUGCGCUUGGUGGUCUGGAGCUGCGGCUGUUUUGUCAAUACGCCACCAAAGAAGCUGCCUCAGACAGUGCUGCCCACAAGAAGCUCAAGAGCGAUGACGGGGAUCCAAGCCCGAUCACAGUAGCCAGUGGUCUCAACCACGACUGGGCUUUCGAAUGUGACCUUGCUUCUCCGAAUCCAUUUCGCGACUAUGCGCCAGGCUCGAUUGCAGAUGUUGCAGACUGCUUUGUCGAUGGGGGUUCAAGCAACUUGCCAGACUUUGUCGGGCUCAUGGCCAUCGAGGCCCUGUGCGAGGAGACGGCGGCCAGCCUCCGCAUAGCCAAGACGGGGGCGAGUGGCAGUGGGCAGAUUACCUUUGUGCUGUCCAUCACGGCCGGGGCUGACACCAAACGGGUGCUGCGGGUCACUGCCAAAGGGUUGCCAACCAUGACAAACAUACCACUUGUCAAUGAACUUCCUCCGCUCUUUGGAGAGCUCAUCUACAUGUGGGUAACGCCAAGCCCCUUGACAGUGCAAGAUAUCGCCACCAUCAACAGCCAGCCUGGCGAGGCCGAUCCCAUCCUCUGCCGGGCCACGACGGCCAGCCAGACAGCAAACGCAGUGGUCUUCAAGCCCGGCCACCACUUCCUUCUCUCCCAGGACGGAGCCAUCACCCUCGACCACUUUUUUGACCACAAAUCAACGACUGCAGACUCAGGAGAUGGGAGCACGGAUGGGGGCGACAGCUCCGACCCGCCUGCGGCACCCACAAAUGGCUCGCUCGUCAAGAAGAGUGGGAUUGUCUCGAUCAGUGGGAUCGGUCUUCACAAGCCGCCGCUGCUGAUGGCUGGCGUCUUUGAACAUGUCACCACAUCUGACCAGGACAGCUACCGCGGCGGUAUUGCCUUGGCGAUCCCGCCCUAUACCUUUUUGGCUGUGGGCGAAUACAGCACUGUUACCCUUGCUGGCAAGAAUUACAAGUCGGUUUUUGUCUUUGCAAAGCUGCAUGGACCCCUUAUUACACUCCAGUUUGCAACCAUCAGUGGCGUCCGGCUCGGAUUUGGAUACAACUCUGUCGUCCGGUCCCCUUCAGCUGCGGACCUGUACCGAUUCCCCUUCAUCAACGACUCGGACCUCAGCGCCACCGGUAACAGCAACGACCCCAUUUCCGUUCUGACAAGCAUGUGCGGAACCCACGCCGACGGCUCCCCCGCGUGGGUGACCCCCCAAGACCAGGCCUACUGGCUCGCCAUGGGCAUGUCCAUCACCGCCUUUGACUUGCUGUCCGUCACCGCCGUGGCCCUAGUUUCUUUCAAGGACGAUGGGAUCGUCAUCAGCCUCAUCGCCAAUGCCGUGGCGCAGCUGCCACCAAAGGUCGAGGGCUGGGGAGAGGUCGUCUUGUUCCGCUCCGAGAACAUCUACGCGAAGCACAUUGCCGAGGACAGGACCGAGACCUUUGUGGCGGCGGUGCCGGACUUGAUCUCUGUAAUCGACACGCAGUCGGGACGCGCAUUAGGUGUGCUAGAGUUCCGGUACGGUGUCAUGGUGACGGUUCUAGGCGUCACCUGUUCGCUGCGAUGGACCACACAGAGCAGGGCAUAG